AUGCGACUGGUCAUUUUUACAGGUAUCAACCAUCACUUCAAAACUUGGUUAUUCGGGAGUGCACUGUUUCCCAAUGAGACUGACGAAACCUAUAUUUGGGCGUUGAGGAUAGUGAAGGAAAUGUUGGGGGACAUUCCGCUACGUACAGUUGUCAUGGAUGGGGAUAAAGCAAUGAGGAAAGCUAUUGCUAAUGUGUUUCCAUAUGCAACACAUAGGCUAUGUGCAUGGCAUUUGUCCAAGAAUAUCACUGGCAGGGUGAAGAAUCGACCUGACUUUGAACCCCGAUGGAAGAAGUUAGUAACUGCUGAGUUCGAGCCAGAAGAAUUUGAGGAGAAAUGGAAUGCAUUGGUAGAGGAAUGUGAACUCCAGAACAACCAAUGGGUGUCGAAAAAACUAUUUGGGAGACGCAACGAAUGGGCGGACACAUACUUGCGCUCACAUUUCUUUGCUGGGUUGACAACCACAUCAAGAUGUGAAAGCAUAAAUGCGGUUGUUGCAAGACGUUGCUCGAAGAACCGAAAGUCCCUAGACACUCUGCCAGAACCAAGUAAAUUGGGGGAUGAAAGCAGUUUCAGCAUUAGGUACGGGUCGCUACAGUUCAUGUCUCAACGAUUCUGCUUAUUAGGAGCAGACACUCCUCUCUCUUAUAGAAUGGUUCAAGAUGAGUUGACAGCAGUGUGUAACAAGUUGGAGAUGGUAAAGAAAACCCCCUCCGAGAGAGAAAGGAUUGUCUUACCAGACAAGUUCAAAGAAGUAUUGAACCCAAAUCAAGUGAGGUUUAAGGGCUGUAGGAAAGGAAAAAGGAAAAAACAACUUAAGAAAAAAAGAAGAAAGUGUGGGAACUGCGGGCUAAGGGAUGGGCAUUAUAGGAGCACUUGUACUAACCCCCCAGCCGACGUGGUAGAAUCUCAAUAUGAUGAGGAGGAUGACGAUGAUGGGGAUGAUGAUGGGGACGACGGAGAAGAUGGAGACGACGAUGAUGGAGAUGAUGACCAAGGUGGUCAGCCCCCAAAGAAGCAACGAACGAGCAGGCAUAAUACUACUGGAGAGCCCAUAGGAAAACGUCAGCCACAACAGAAGAUCGGGGCACGUACUAGGAGCAAUACUAGUCAACAAGAGAAGGGAGCAGAAAAGGGAGCUAAGAAGUAUACAUGA
This is a messenger RNA of Linum trigynum, 1155 nucleotides long. The record is from the annotation of a GenBank genome assembly. NCBI's taxonomy places the organism in Eukaryota, Viridiplantae, Streptophyta, Magnoliopsida, Malpighiales, Linaceae.